Molecule: messenger RNA, 8001 nt
Organism: Lethenteron reissneri (Far Eastern brook lamprey)
Lineage: Eukaryota; Metazoa; Chordata; Hyperoartia; Petromyzontiformes; Petromyzontidae
Gene: ANO10
Product: anoctamin 10
Biological process (GO): chloride transmembrane transport
Cellular component (GO): plasma membrane
Molecular function (GO): chloride channel activity
Source: RefSeq, a predicted model, not a curated record
ACUUCCGUGGGCGUUCACGGCAGGAGGAGGAGGCGGCUGCGGCCUUCCACGUGAGCCGACUCCGUUCCGCGACCAUCCGCCCGCACAGCGGAACUGAUCGUCAAAGGUCGUCAAGCUCUGACAGCGGCCACCUGACAGACAGGGCACGUGGGCGCGGUGCACGCGAACCGAGAGGAUGCGUCGGUUGGAUCGUCUGGUGGAGGAGGAGGAGGCGGAGGAGGCCGGGGCGGUAGCGCCGGCCCCGCAGAAGGAGGAGGAGCAGCAUCUGGGCUUCCAGCCGCUGGUCGUCAUCGAGCUGUCCCGGCAUCUCCAGCUGGUGACGCGCGACUGGCUGCUCUCGCGCUUGCGGGACAACGACCUCGACGGCGGUGCCUACCUGGAGGCUCAGCCACUGCGGGUGGGCGGUGAAGCGGACAGCGAGAGCCGCACCCUCGUGGUGGGAGCCACGUGGAAGCGAUUGCUGAUUGGGGCGGAGGAGGCUGGCUUUGUGCGGCGCUGUCAGGAUGGCUCCAUGAGGGCCUUCACCUACCUCUCACGGCACACCUUCGAAGGAUACUCCGAUGAUAACGUCGCGUUCCUGACGAUGGCUGAGCAGCAGUACAUCGUCAAGCACGCGCUCAACAACCUGCGCGCCAAGGAGGAGAUCAGCAUCCCGGGAUACUCCGACAUCAAGCUCUACCCGGGAAAGUCCGUGUUCCGCCGAUUCCAGUCCAAACGGCUGCUGGUGCAGAUCUACCCACUGCACGACACGGAGGAGCUGAAGAAGCUGUCGGCGCUGUGGUACCAGCAGGCGAGGCCAUCCUACCAGCCUUUGGAGGCGAUCCGACGCUACUUUGGGGAGGAGAUUGCACUCUACUUUGGCUUCCUGGGCUUCUUCACGUGGGCGCUGGUGCCCAUGGCACUGAUGGGCCUGCCCUACUACCUGUUUGCCUGGGAGGACUUUGACAAGUACGUGUUGUUCGCGGGACUGAACCUGGCGUGGGCCACCGUGGUGCUGGAGCUGUGGAAGAGGCACAGCGCGGAGCUCUCCUUCUGCUGGGGCACGCUGCUCAUGAGGCACGACUUCGAGGAGCCGCGUCCGGGUUUCCACGGGGAGCUGGGCAUGAACCCGGUGACGGGCCGCAGGGAGCCCACGUACCCGAGCUGGCGCCGCUCGCUGCGCGUGUACGCCGUGUCGGUGCCCUUCGUGUGCGCCUGCCUCUACCUCUCCUACCUCGCCAUGGACGUCUACUUCUGGAUGGAGGCGUGGGUGCUGGCGUGGCGGCACAGCGGCGACGGCGAUGCGGACGAGGGGGGGCCGCUGGCCGUGCUGGUGCCGUACGUGCCCAGCGUCAUCUACGCCGUUGUCAUCGAGGCCAUGAACCGCGCCUACCGGUACCUGGCGGAGCUGCUCACCGAGUGGGAAAAUCAUCGGCUGGAGUCCACGCAUCAGAACCACCUCAUCCUUAAAGUGUUGGUUUUCAACUUCACCAACUGCUUCGCGUCUCUCUUCUACAUCGCCUUCUACAUGCAAGACAUGAAGCUCCUAAGACAGAGCCUCGCAGCGCUACUCAUCACAUCGCAGAUCCUGAACCAGUUGGUGGAGUCCAUACUGCCCUACUGGCUGCGCAAGCGCCGGAACCAGCAGAUGGGAUGGUCGAGCUCGGAAAAAGCGCCGUCCGAUCACAAGGACUCGCCCCUGCGCCAGCAGAUCCACAUCGAGGGGGAGAUGGGCACGUACUUGGGCACGUUCGACGACUACCUGGAGCUUUUCCUGCAAUUUGGCUACGUGAGCCUCUUCUCGUGCGCGUACCCGCUCGCCGCCGUGCUCGCCGUGCUGAACAACGUCACGGAGGUGCGCUCCGACGCGCUCAAGCUGUGCUGCGUGCUCAAGCGGCCCUUCUCCCUGCCCGCCGCCAACAUCGGGGUCUGGCAGCUGGCCUUCGAGGUGAUGGGGCUGAUGGCGGUGAUGACGAACUGCGCGCUCAUCGCCAUGUCCGAGCAGGUGCGAACAUUCUUCGACCAGGAAGGCGGCGUCACGCUCAACUACGUGCUCAUCAUCGUCGCCGCCGAGCACGCGCUCCUCGCAUUGAAGUUCAUGCUCACCUUCGUCAUUCCCGACAAACCGCGCUGGGUGCGUCAGAAGCUGGCGCGCAUCGACUACGAAUCCCUGCAAGCGCUCAAGAAACAGAAAAUUCAGGUGUUCAAGUCGUUGUCUUCAGAACAGAACACCGGCGACUUCCUAAACAGCGCGCUGGGGGAAUAAACCACAGAGCAAAGCGAGCAGCAAAGGCCAAACCUCCCAAACGAUCGGUCGCGGGGCAUCUACGCUGGUCUAAGACAACGGAAAAGAAAAGGUUACUUCCCACAUAACCCCAAAGCUGCUUCAUUCCUCAUUGGAUAUCUUCCGGGUCGCCGUGGGCUGGAGUAUGAAUGUGACUGCUCUUGUCUGGUCAUAGCGGGCUGUGGUGUGUUAGCAAUCGUAGCGGGAUGUGGUGUGGUAGAAGUCACAGCGGGACAUUAUUUUACGGCGACCCAGGCAGACAGACACCCAGCUGAUGUUAACCUCUGCACUUAAACUUAUCCGUUGUAAGAUUAUUGACAUGAAACGUAAAUAACUUCUGCGAUUGUUUACACCGCACAUAUAAUUACGCGCUACAAAAGAUAUCAGAAAAAGCCUUCCUAAAUUCUAAUGGAGAUAAAAACGGUCAUACUAUGUUGCUGUAACUAAAUGUGCGCAAAAUAUAUUUAGUAUCGAUAUUCAACAAAGUAAUAUACUGUAAUUAAAAGUGGCUGAAACGUAACCUUUUGUUUAACUGUAAAAAUUCUAUAAAGAGGUUUGUGUAUUUGUCGCAGCGUUGUGAACGGUAACUGAGAUCUUCAGAAGAGGUGCGGUAAUAAGUCGUGGAUGUGCGGACUCCGACCAUUUGUUGCAGUGCUGUAACCCUGACACUUUAUUUGCCUUUAUUUUAUAAUCACCAAAGUGCGUCACAGUGCGCCAGGUUUAUUAUUCGGCUCGUGACGAGCAUUUACAUUGACAAUCCUUCAGUGAUGAAAGUGCGGGGAGGGAAGUCGGUUAUUUAAGAGCACACGUGUUCCUUCUUUCACGUACACGCAGACACUUCAGUGUCCUCAGCCCAGUCUUUGAUGGUAGCCCAAAGACCCAUCACAACUUGGCAUUAGCACUUGACAGGACAAAUGCCAAACCCCCCUCAUAGGGAAUGAACGGGACCUCUUAUGAGAUGUAACGGAGUGAACACACUUCGUUUCUUCCACUGGAGAACUUUCUAAAAGGACAGACGAGAGAGAGACAUUGAAUUGGAGAAGUCUGUGACAUCUCCAUUCCCUGCCUCUGUAAGUAUAUCUGCCGUCCGUAGGAAGUUCCUGUAGGAAGUUCCAAUCAGAAUUCAACAGUUUGCUAAAAAAAACUCUUAUUCAGAUAUCAACCUCCCAUAAAGACCAAGGUUAAAGAGGUCACAGUGCUCUUAUUAACGAUAAUAAUACGCCUGAAGAGCGCUUCAAUGCUCUUGUUCAGACGAGGUCUGCUUGGAAUGUGCGUCCAAUGGCAAAUAAAAUGGUGCCGAGUUGUAGUGAAACAUUUCACAGGGACGGGUCAUGUAUUCAUAUGUUGUGCUUCACAGUUUUAUCCGAAUGGUGAUAGCCGCAAUCGCACUCUUGACACGAUGGAUCCGUUUCAACUUGCACAAAGCAGUGCUUCCAUCACCCUGCGUCACAAAACAACAUAAAUAGGCACACGAUAUGUCUCCUUCACGUAAACCGUCUCUCCACAUUGAACAUGACGCGGCUCUCAUCGGCAGGGUCAGGCUUGCUUGGUUCAAAUCAAAUUUGAAGUCGAAACUGGUCCAGAGUUUGCUUGCCUUGAAAUAGUGCUGCUGACAUUGCGCACUCCCAGACGGCCACGCGGCUGAUGGUUUGUGCAGGGAACACUUUUAUUGUCGUGCGGAGCGACGGCGGCGUGGCGGAGAGGAAUUUUUAUUUUCUAAAACAACACGAAUCGCUACUUUGAGUUUCGUGUUGUUAAACGAUCUGCGGGCUGAAUUGUUUCUGAAAUCUCACAAAACCUCGUCAAGUGACCCAUCAUCCACUCUGGGGUGCACUGUUUUCCCACCCACCCUCUGUUACCUUUGGCGCAUUUAUGACAGUAAAAGCAAUAUAUUUAGCCAGAUGAAGUGCGGAACCAAAUUGUCCGAUGAUUACUUCAUUGUGCAGUCCGCUGGUGACCGACGGAGACCAUCAACUCGCCCCGCUUGAGAACCGCCCCGGUGCAUUCACAGGCAGCGGCUGGGCACCCGCGUUUGAACCCAGGCCCUCGGCCGUGACGGCUCCGCACUUCUGACCUCCGGGUCGCCCACGGCCCCCUUGUCCCGUGUUUAGCUUGUUUAAAGUCAAGCCAUUAUUUAUGAAAGUAGAAUUAUCUUCGUGCCAGUUGUUGAGAACGCUACUCGGAUCAGGCUGGCAAAUGGAUGCGUGGAUUAGCUCGUUCGUUUUGUUUUGCGCGGGAGAUGUAGCUUGUAGUCUGGUCUUUUGCUGUUUGAGGUCUGAUACUUGCACGUUGCUUUGUAAACAUUUAACAGGAAGCAAUUCGGGUUGGAGGCAAUGCGUUUUUUUACGUACCGUAUUGUAAAUGGUGUUUUUGUUAUAAUAUUCACUUUGCUGUAACUGAAAUAGCAAUACUAGUCUCUUGAAAGAUUGCAUUUGGAGGAUUUGCAGUUAACAUUGCUCAUUGCAAGUAUUCAAAGAAUACAAUGCUCUUGGUUGGUAAUCUUCAUGCUGUAUGUUUGUGAGCAGUUUGGUAUAUAAGUUGUACUCCAAGAGAACAAACACCUUGAUCAGAGUAAAAUAAAAACUCCCAUAAGGUCACAAUUACUGCAUGUAACAUAAAGAUACGUAACAAACAAAAUAAGUGUCGACCUGUUGAAAAUAUGUUGGAGCAGUGCUCAUCUCCGUUGGCACACCUGAGCCAGUGUUGGGCAUUCCACAUUCCUAUGGCAGGAGGCCAGACACUGCCAAUGAGGCGACCACUGCUGUUUUACCUACCCCAGGGAGAUGAUGAGCUGAGUCCAGCCCAGGCCGGGAUUUAACUGCACAACCUUCCGAUUGCGGUUUGCGUGCUCUUCACGGCAUCGCCACUGCCAGAUAUAAUAAAAACAAGUGCAGUGUGGUGAGACCUGGCCCUCGAGGAUUAUUGCGCCGUUGACUCCGAGGAGCAUUUUGAGAACAAGUGGCUAAUGUGAAGACCACGAGGGAUGCGGAGGGUAACGAGCAAUGGUGCAAGCUCUGAUUUGGAACUGGAGUUCGUAGCAAGUGGAGAGAAACUGAAUUCCCAACUGGCCAAAGUCCAAGAGACAAGGCCCUGGGAUUGGGUUCAGUCCAGCUCACGUCAGGUCUGAUGUCGCAAUUUUAAGUCUGAUAUGAACUGAUGCAUCGUUCUUGAACUCUGUUUCGUGGCAAGUCACGUAAAAUGAUCUUAAGCUGGUGGGCCAUGUGAUGUCAUGACAUCACGUGACCGUGGUGUCAUAACAACGGCAGUAAAUGUGACUCCUAAUCUGUGCUUCUGGAAGGCUCUCGUCGUUAUCUUGGGUCCCUCUCACGAGAUGGUCUCUCUUGUCCACAGCCCUCUCAUAUCCGUCUCUUUGUGUGCUGUCGUCUCACCACGUUGCGUCUCUGUGAACCAAAUCUCUUGGUGGGCCACUCCACGACAUCUUUGUGGGCCCCUACCUGGCCCAUGGGCCGCCAGUUGGCAGAACAUUGCUGCCCUCGUGUAAACACAGCUUCAUGACAAUUCAUGAUGAAAAUAACUGACGGGAUGGCAGCUGACAGGUAACAAUUACAAAGGUCCAACCAAAGAGGAGGAGAUGGAGCUCCAGUGGAGAGAGAGUUGUGGGCCAUCUUGUAUGAACGGAGGGUUGUCAUUCUAGCAGUAGAAUAAGCGUAGCUCCUUGGUUAUGCUUUGAGUGUGCGUGUAUAAUGGGUGAAUCCGUGGGGAGUGUUGAAUUGCCAAAUUGGUUUCAACUGGUAGGGUCAUUUAAAUGUUACAACUACAGCUGAGUUUUUAAAGCCACAACUCUCUAACCCACCACAGUGCAGGUUCCAGUUGUUUAAAAUCAUCAGGUGCAUUUAAGCGGAUUGAGAUUGGUAUUGAAAUGCAAACUAGUGGAAAGUUAUGAAUGGUGUUUUAGGAAUCCCGGGCCUGAAGCACUUAAGGUUAAGAGUUGCACAGGUUAGUUUGAAACGUAUCAAUUGUUUAACAUUCAAACAAAUGAUUACAUUGAAUCUCAUGGAAUACUUUCACCAAACAAAAGCUCGUGAAUCUCUUGUUCAACGGUUGGGAGCCGGUUGCCCCAGAUGAAAACGGUACUUAAUGUUUUGUUUACCUGGUGAAGAGACGGCAGGUUUGCUUCGGUACGCUGAGCGUUGUUUUUUGUGCGUGGACACGUUCUGGUUGUUUCUCCAAUUCUGCGAUGGUUGAGUCGAAGCGUCUCCCGACUCAAACGAACAAUGGGGGCCGGUCUGUCUAGAGCAGGGUGAGGAACCUCCUGCCCGGACUACAGAGACUCCUCUACUUACGAACGAGUUCGGUUCCAGAUUUCUGUUUGUACAUCGAUUGUUCGUAAGUAAAGGAGUCCUUGUACACUCCACACAGCCACGCGGGGCCUGCCACUUCGAAACGGCCAGAAAAUGAUUGCCAUUACUGCGUUGAUCUCAGCCGAACAAAUCGGGUGCUGGGCAGGGGGGAGUAAUAUUUUCUACCUGGCAACACUGUUUUUAAUUGUUGUCUUUCAAUCAGUUCUGAGGACACAAGCCAAUGAUUACAGUCCUAGCUUGAUCAACUAUUAUUACAAUCAACGACCGUGUGAUUCGACCAAAGGUAUCUAAAAGUCAUGUUCGGCCCUUCGGGAUCUCUGUGACGAGCACUGUCGUCACGACUGCUUCGUAACAAUCGAAUGUGGCCUGUCCCGGGCAGUGUUUGGGCAGCUCUGCAGUGUGCCACAGGCAGAUCCACGAACUUCAAUUCCACAUUUCGAACUAUGCAACGGCCGAGUGUGGAGCAUUACUUGCACCGACACGUACACAGAGUGCAUUCACUGGGUUCGUGGAUGGCACAUUGUUGCUGUGAAUGCCCUCUGUAUUUGCCGUGUAAUUCAGUGGCUCGCGAGCCCUGUUCCACCGCUGCAGCUGUGAGAUCUGGCAGGAAGAAGUGAUGGUGUGGUGGCGGUGAUCGUUCAUCUUUAAUAUUCGUCUUAAAUGCCUUCUUGGAGAGUGACUGAAUUUGGAGUUUUUCUCUUGAAGGAGGUGCCAGCUCAGUGUUGGUGGAACAGGUCUCGGAUAACAUAGCGGUACAAAAACUAAAUUGCCACAAUUUUCUCCAGAUUUGGUCAAACAAAUUGUGCUGAAUACUUUCUGUGGAUGAUCAUCCAACACCCUGUGGCCCUGUGCUUCUAACCUCGAUACCCAAUUAAAGUUCUAAAUGUUCUUAUUCUUUAACUGAUGGAUACCCUGCGAGUAGUUUUAAAUGCCACUCCAUCCGUUUUAGGGCCAUUUGCCAAUCGUAUGCCGUAAUAUAUUCACUCUUAGCUGGGGACACGUGUAGCAUUUUAGUUUGCACCCCCCCCCCCCUUGCUUCCUCUUUUGAAGCCUGGUUGUGUCUCACUUGAGCAUGCGCUGAUUGUGACAGAAUGGCCAGUUUCUCAAGGUUCCUGUGAAUUAAGGGGCUGCUGGUCACUUCCAUGAACACGCGCGCAAUGUUUAACGUGGAACCGUUCAACACAGUGGUUUAAGCACUUGUCCGUCGUCGUGUUCCGCUUCGACAAUGUUGUCGAGGGAGUUCAAUUCCUUACGAAAGUCGUUUGACACUUGCGUUGAGUGCUCUUGCUUCUUGCUGCAAUGCACUGUUUUGUGACCUAUGGGAAAAGGUCCUUAACUGUAUUAAUAAGCUGCCUUCACUUGCAUAAUGCAAUAUUUGAAAGUUUAUGGAUGCAAAAAAAUAAAUGUCUCCAAAAA